Molecule: messenger RNA, 2472 nt
Organism: Catharus ustulatus (Swainson's thrush)
Lineage: Eukaryota; Metazoa; Chordata; Aves; Passeriformes; Turdidae
Gene: RUFY4
Product: RUN and FYVE domain containing 4
Exons: 11
Biological process (GO): positive regulation of macroautophagy
Source: RefSeq, a predicted model, not a curated record
AUGGGCAUCACUGUGAUCAUCCACAAAGAGGGUGGUGGGGAGCAGGAUGGUGGCUGUGGCUUCUGCAGCCCCACCGACCUCCCACACUUCCUCCUGCCCAAGGUACAAAAGGAGAAGCAGGCAGGCACAGUGUGGGCACAAGGACAGGCCAGCGCACCCGCAGCACUCAGCAGCCACCUCGGGGCACUCCGCAGCUCCUGGACACAGACGGGAGCCGGGAGCUGCACAGCCUCUGUGCCCAGCUAGAGUUCCUCCUCCAGUUUGACCUCAAGGAGAAGAGGAGCUUCUUUGGGCAGCGCAAGGACUAUUGGGACUUCUUGUGCCAGGGCUUAGCACGGUGCCGGCAGGAGCAUGAAGGCAUUCACUUCGUCACCUCCCUGGACAAGGUGGGCAUGGACCGCCUGGGGAUCCUCUUUCCCUCCUGCAUGGGUGGGGAGGGAGGUGGGGGGGGGCAGACUGGAAUGACAGGGAUGGAAUACCCCCUCUCCCCCGCAGCUGAAGACCCCUGUGGGCAGGGGCCGAGCCUUUCUGCGGUACUGCCUGGUGCACCAGCAGCUGGCAGAAUCCCUGCAGCUCUGCCUCCUCGACCCUGAGAGCCUCUGCGAGUGGUACUACGCCCGUAGCCCCUUCCUGAGCCCCAAACAGCGAGCAGAGAUCCUGGGUAGCCUCUAUGAGCUGGACUGUGUCACCUUCCACCUGACCCUGCACAGGGAUGACCUGGACACUGCCUGGCCCAUGUUCUCUGAGCCACUGGUACGGCCCAGCCCGGUGAUCAGGAGCAGCCCAGCAAAGACAGCCCUGCAGACAGUCAGUAUCGGCACUGCAGCGCAUGGAUGGUCCGACGGCAUCUGCCAUCCCACUGUGGCACUCCGUGGGACACCAGCCCGUCUGUGCCCACCCACUUUGGCUGCCCUGCAGGCAGGGAAUGUGGAAAUUGAAGAUAUAAAGAGAGAUGUAGAGGAUGGGGAGGUGAAGAAGGACAUGGAAGAGGAGGAUGAAGAGGGGGUGGAGAAGGAUGACAGUGAGGAUACAAAGGAGGUGAAGGUGGACGUGGAGAAGGACAUGGAGGAGGAUUUGGAAGAGAAGGAUGAAGAGUUGGAGGAGGAUGAGAAGGAGAUGAAAGAUGUGGAUGUACAGGAACUGGAGGACAAGGCAUCCCAGCCUGAUGGUGCUGGAGAGCCAGGUACAAGGUGCAUGCUGGGGUCCCUGUCACUGGUGCCCAGGCAGCCGGCUGGGACAGAGGAAUCCCUGCAGGCACUGGUGUCGCAGCUGAGGGCUGAGCUGGCUCAGCGUGAGGUGGCAGCACAGGCCCUGGCAGUGCGGCUGGCACAGGCGGAGCUGCGGCACCAGCGGCAGGAGGAGGACAGUGCCCAGCUGUGGGCACGCGAGGCUGAGGCACUGCGGGAAACCAACACCUUCCUGGAGCAGGCACUGGAGGCAGCGGGGGACCCGGGGGCACUGGCACGGGCACAGGAGGAGGCACGGCGCUGGCAAGAGGUGGCAGAGGAGCGGGGUACCCAGCUGGCCAGGGUGCAGGCAGAGGCGGCGGCGCUGACCUCGCGCCUGCAGGAAUGCCAGGAAGCGCUGGUGGCGGCGGGACAGACGGACAUGCUGAAGGAUGCUGGUGCCUCAGACGAGCUGGCUGCCGUGGAGAAGGUGCUGCAGCAGGCACUGGAGCUGGCCCGUGGUCCCCAGGAGCCCCCACCAUCCCCCCAGGCAGAAGGGGAACCCAGCACGAUCACCAGCAUGGCCAUGCGCUUGGCCAGCCUGGCCGCCACAGCACAGGAGGAGACCUGGCAGAGCCGGCAGCAGCUCCAGGCCCAGCGACAGGAGAUGGCACAGCUGCAGGAGGAGCUCAGCAGGGCCCGUCAGGACGGUGAGCGCUGGGCGUGGGCGCUGCAGCGGGCGCAGCGGGAAGCCCUGGAGCGGGAGGCCACGCGCGGCGCCGAGCAGGCACGGCAGCAGGAGCUCAUCCGCGACAUGAAGGAGCGGCUGCUGGAGCUGCUGCGGGAGAAGGAUGCCCUGUGGCAGAAGACAGAGGGCAUUAACACCCCGAUGCCCAGUCCCGUGCCCCGCGACCCAGGAUUGUGUGCCCGCUGCCACAAGGAUUUCCGCCUGCUCUCCCGACGGUACAACUGCAGGUGGGCUUGCAGGGAUGGCUCAGCUCUCACCUCCUGCUCUCUCAGCAGCUUGUGCCAGGGCAAGGUGUGCCACGCGUGCUCCGUGGACGUGGGCAAGCACGGCCGCUGCUGCCGGAUUUGCUACCAGCAAAGGCAACUGCAGGCUACAUGAGAGGGGACACAGCCCUGGCACAGUGUCUGGCACACCUCCUGCUCUGGUUGCCUCCUCUUGGACUUAACCAUGUACCCAGGUGUCUGGGCCCUGCAUGCAGGUCCUGCUGCCCAACAUUUUGGGUUUGAUGUGUCUUUCUUGCGGCUGGUCCACAAAGAGGAAAAAUACUAAUUUCUGCUA